AUGGGGCUGAGAUUCAAAUGGGGCAAUUCGAACCUUUCGAAGAUUGACGAGAGCAAAGGAACAUACAGAUAUGAGACGAACUCUGGAAAGACUCACGAAGUAAAUUGGAUGGAGAGAAAUGAGAGGCAUUUGACAAGAACUUGGAACUGCAAAAACCCGAAGAAUGUGCCGAAACCGGCGCCACCACAUGCCAGUUUCUAUCAAAAGGUUUAUCCCGAAGGAGAUACUCCUGGAGAAGAGAGACUGUACAACUCCUGGGAGUCUACUCCCCACUUGCCAGGUGACCUAGUGGAGACUUAUCAUCAUGAGCAUCCGUCUUCCGGAGGUCAAGAAAGAGAGUAUUUUUCAAAGCGGCCAAGAAAGGUUGAGCUGAACAAAGAAUUGCAAUUUUUCAAGACCGCUUUCCACCAACAACAACUCCGCGACCAUGCCAGGCUGCAAGAGAAGGUGUCCGAAUUGAAACAGCAAAUGGAGGAUAGACUGCAAGAGAGCAUUAAACUGCACAGUUCGCGCCAGAAAGAGGAGAUGUCAGAAACGAUUCAGAAACUGCAGCAUCAGAUUUCAGUUUUAAAUAAAAUCUUGGAAGAAAGACAAGCAACGCGACUCAAGAUGGACCUGACAUCUGAUGACGCACCUGGUGCUCCUAAAAAGAGACGACAGCGGCCACUCUCGAUUGAUUCAAACGACAUUUCAACGAUUCACAAUGGCGAUGGCCCUGUUCCAUCGCUUUUAGCAGCUCGAUUGAAGAAUUCUGAAAAGUCAGUGCUAAGAGGACUUGGAUCUACUUGGUGUGUUGCACCAAGAUUCAUUUGGAAACACGUUGGCGUGCCUGGUGAGCCCGAAAUUCUAGUGCGGCGAAAGUGUAUCACGCUGAUUCUCAGUUGUGUUCUAGUUUUGGGUUCAAAUGCGAUUUAUAAGCCAAAAAAUUCUAUACCCAAUGAAUCCGGCACAGUUUUACUAGUUGGCUUGACGAUAACUGCACUAGUAAUUGGCCUUUCAAACAACAUUUUUGACGAUUCGGUCGAGCCGAUAAGCUUUCAAAUCCAAGAACCUCCAAAUUGA
Oikopleura dioica is the source of this 1062-nucleotide messenger RNA. The record is from the annotation of a GenBank genome assembly. Lineage: Eukaryota; Metazoa; Chordata; Appendicularia; Copelata; Oikopleuridae.